AUGGCGAUUUCCGAUAUUCUCAACCGCCGAGUGCGGGCUCGGCCAGAAGAAGACGAUGAUCUCUCUGAGGUAUCAGCCUCCGACGAAGGAUCACAAGCCGGCUCUGAUGCUGAAUCCAACGGCUCCAUCCAAUCAGAGGUACAUCAACUCCGAAUAAAGACACCCAAAAACCAAACUCACACAUCACAGACCGAAGGCUCAGUCUCAGGCUCAGACGAUGAAGAAGAAAACGAUACUGCCUCAGAAGCCUCCAAUGGCAACGACACAGACCUGAAAGCCACGCUAGCCGAAAUCUCCUUCGGCGCACUCGCCAAAGCGCAGUCCGCGAUGAGCGGCGACAAAAAGCGCAAAUCCAAACACGCCGAAGAACCUAACAGCCCACUCGACGAGAUCCGAAGCAAACUGCGCGAAGCGCGCGAAGCCAAAGAAGCAGCCGCGAAGAAGGUCAAGUCCAAAGAGUCCAAAGCACGCACCUCCAAGCACGCGCCGAUGGAAAUGUCCAGCAAGCGCGCGGUAACACGGCGACGCACGGCGGUGGAGCUACCGCCUGCGCCCAAGGCGCGCGAUCCGCGCUUCGACGCGGCCGUCAUGGGCCACAGCGGCGUGGGGAAACAUGCGCAUGGCGGCAAGGCGUAUGCGUUUUUGGACGAGUACCGGGCUGAUGAGUUGAAGGGGUUGAAGGAGGCGCUGGGGAAGACCAAGAAUCCUGAUAUGCGGGAGAAGCUUAAGGCGCAGAUUCGCACAGCGACGGAUAAGAUGCGGUCUGCUGCUAAUAAGAAGCGGGAGGAGGAUGUGCGGGCUGAGCAUAAGGCGCGGGAGAAGCAGCUUAUUCGGGAGGGAAAGAAGGCUGCGCCUUAUUAUCUGAAGAAUUCGGAGUUGAAGAAGCAGGUUCUGGAGAAGAAGUUCGGGGAGAUGGGGUCUAGGGAGAGGAGUAAGGCGCUUGAGAGGAGGAGAAAGAAGACUGCUUCUAAGGAGAAGAAGGAGAUGCCUUGGGAGAGGAGAGGGUUUGAGGGUGGUGGUGGUGGUGGUGAUAUGCCUAAUGGGGGGAAGAGGAGGAGGUUGGAGUAG
Messenger RNA from Penicillium soppii, 1068 nucleotides. It is a transcript of the gene rrp36, whose product is annotated as putative pre-rRNA processing protein. Gene Ontology annotation, cellular component: nucleolus; 90S preribosome. Gene Ontology annotation, biological process: maturation of SSU-rRNA from tricistronic rRNA transcript (SSU-rRNA, 5.8S rRNA, LSU-rRNA). The transcript has a single exon. The record is from RefSeq and is a predicted model, not a curated record. NCBI's taxonomy places the organism in Eukaryota, Fungi, Ascomycota, Eurotiomycetes, Eurotiales, Aspergillaceae. The coding region runs from base 1 to 1068 and encodes 355 amino acids.